UCGAUUUGUCACGCCGUAGGGGACCGCAUGGAGAGUACACUCUUCACUACUCUCUCUCUCUCUCUUUCUCUCUCUAAUGGUGGCAGGCAGAGCAGACGGAGCUCAACUUUGCUGUGCAGCGGCGGGCCAAUGAUGGACAAUACAUACGUCGGCAUACUGCAUCGCUGCUUUAAUCAUGGCGGUGGGAGCAUCCAGGUGAUGGCGAUCAUAGGCCCCACCAUCCUCCGGCCCUCCCGAUUCCUUUCUCCGAUUUCUUAAUCCCCACCUCUCUGUACGGAUCGCGUAACCCUAGGCGAAGCGUGGGGUUGAGACGAAUAAUCAAUUUUAGCUGGAGCUAUGAUUUGCGUGGGCGCCAUGUGAGUGGAUUCAAGCAAUCAUUUUUCCCACCAUUUCGAUUAUACCCCCCUGCUUCGGAUGCUUUCUCCGGGAUUCUUCGCAUAUAUAAGUAGCUGCUUGCAGGUGUAAUAUACAUUCAAGGAUUGUGUUUGGGGUCUGUGACAAGAAAACUGGGAUCCAUUGCAGACCAAAACAUGGGCAGCAAUCUCAAGAACUUUGUUGUAGCUCUCCUAGUCCCUCUGCCCUCCAUAGUUUUCUACCUCUCGUUCCUCAAGCACUUUGAGCACAUAGCAAAUGCCGGUGGUGGUGCCGAUGAAAGUUUUAUUUCUUCUAUAUGGGCAUGGUGCUUUCACCACCCGCUCUUGUUGGCUAAUGUUCUGUUCUUCUUCAAUGUCAAUGUCCUCUUCUGGGUCAUCGGUCAUCUCCAAAACAGCCAUUGGAUGAUAGAUUUGUACUGGACAGUGAUUCCAGUCAUGCUGGUUCACUACUACGCCACACACCCUUUGGCUCAGUACAAUUUGUGGAGAUCUAAGAUUGUGAUCCUGCUGACAUGGGUUUGGGCUAUGAGGCUGAACCAUAACUAUCUCCGGCGAGAAAAGUGGCAUUGGGGUGCCAGAGAAGACUGGAGAUUCACCGACAUGCGAGCACAGUAUGGCAGGCACUGGUGGUGGAUCUCCUUCUUCGCUGUCUAUGUCGCGCAACAGGUAUUCUUGAUAGGAGUGUGCCUUCCCCUGCAUGUUGUCCACUCAGUGGACAAGCCUCUAAAUGUUUGGGACUUUGUAGCCAUUCUAGUGGCGAUUUCCGGCAUUACUGUGGCUUACUUCGCGGAUACACAGCUUCACGAUUUCGUAACUCGAAAUGAAAAGAUGAAAGAACUAGGGAAGCCGGUGGUGCUCAUCCUCGACGAGGCUUUGUGGCGUUACUCAAGGCACCCAAACUACUUCGGGGAGCUGCUGUGGUGGUGGGGACUAGUGAUCUUUGCUUGGAACCUGGGACAGGGUUGGACUUUUGUUGGGUCACUGAUCAACACCAUGUGCCUGGCUUACGUGACUGGGCUUGUCGAACAGAGGAUGUUAAAGCAGAGCCACAGAGCCGAAGCUUAUAGGCUUUAUCAGAAGACAACCUCGGUCUGGGUUCCUUGGUUCAAGGCAUCAGACGGGCUGGGAAAAGAGAAGACCACUUGAUCCGGUAUGGUUGGUUCUGUUUUCCCUAUUCAGGAGUAGUUGCCCUUAAUUCUUAUGUGUCAGUUGCCUGGGUAUCACGUUUUUCUGAUGUAUCGACGUGCCCCGAUCUUGAGCUUGUUCAUCUGUUUAAGUGGGUGGAUUUGAUUUGUAUGUGGCUCUGAUUAGAUUUUCAUGUCAAAUGUAGCACUUGCACUUCUGAACUUCUAUUUGGAAAUUGUAAAGGUUUACUUAUGAAUCAUCUAAUGUCUGGCACCAUGCCAUCUUCAAUCUC
Punica granatum (pomegranate) is the source of this 1791-nucleotide messenger RNA. The record is from RefSeq and is a predicted model, not a curated record. NCBI's taxonomy places the organism in Eukaryota, Viridiplantae, Streptophyta, Magnoliopsida, Myrtales, Lythraceae.